Messenger RNA from Laccaria bicolor S238N-H82, 2352 nucleotides. RefSeq lists its product as uncharacterized. Bases 1 to 2352 code for a protein of 783 amino acids. The transcript is spliced from 6 exons. Lineage: Eukaryota; Fungi; Basidiomycota; Agaricomycetes; Agaricales; Hydnangiaceae. The record is from RefSeq and is a predicted model, not a curated record.
AUGGACGAACCACCCAGCACACAAGUUUCCAACGAUACUCUCGUUUUCCAGGCUGCGGACGGUUCACAGAUUCGUAUCUUUGUCGAAGCUGGCGGUAUCUCUUCUCGUCCAAAACUUGUGAGGGCGUUGAAGAAAGCAGGAGCCAUUAUAUGCAACGACCCGAAGAACGCGCAAAUUAUCCUUGUCGACCCAGAAACUUAUCAAGGAAAACGAUUCAUUCGCGAUUGGGGGAAAGACGCGGACAAAGUCGUUCUUAACUUUGUCUGGGCUUAUAAAUCAAUCGAGGCAGGCCAGGUGUAUAAUGACGAGAGAUGGGGGGGAUUCCUCACAGAAGACGAUGGGCUUCCCUUGGAAGAAGCUAUGGAUGACGAAAAUGGAAAAAGCCCAGUUCCCACACCUCGCGAAACUCCUGUAGUUUCUAUUAGCGAUCGUCGUAUGUCAGGCGACAAUUCUGUGUCUCGCAUCAAUUCCACUCAGCGACGAAGACAGUCUAUCGAGCAAAAUAUGACUGAAAUCCCUCAGGCUUCCUUACCUCAUCCUUUCUCCAACGAUCAAUCUCAAACGCAGACUUUGAUCCCUCAAUCUCAAAACAAUGGAAUGAAUCUCUUCCCAAAUUUUCAACAUAUGAUGCCUCAAUAUCACAUGCAGAUGCCAAUCAUGCAAAACAAUAUGGCAUCUGCUUUUACCCAGCCCAUGAUUUCCCCUGCAUUUCUUGCAAACUUCUUGAACUCACAGAACCCUCAGUUUAAUCCUCAGCAAUUGCCCCCCCAUUUUGAGCAAGGGUUUUCUAUGGCACUUGUUGAUGCUAUGAAGGCCCAUGGCUACUCAUAUUCCACAGCACAGGGGCACGCUGCUAUGCAAAUGGCCAUGAACAACCAGAUGGCACCAAACACUAUGGCACAGACUUCUCAAGACCCUCACCCCAUGUUUAAGAUAAGCAAUAACGUAUCCAUCGACAUGUCCACGGCAACAGGAAGUUUGCAACCCUCCCCUUCUUUGUUGCAUUCCUCGAUUGGUCGUAGGUCGACGAACACGUUAUCGACUUCGCCACCUCCGUCAUCAAAAGCACAGGGGAAACGAAGAGCAAUGUCGCCGAACAACUCACUUUAUCCGAAUGCCACUCGGGCUUGCACUGAGGAAUUGGGAGCCUCUUCGCGUUCUCCAGUCAAGCAAGGAAUUUUCUCAACCAAAGAAGGAGGACUUUCAUUUUUUGUACAAAUUGAUUUAGGCAACCGCCUCAGGAUUGUUACUGCCAUCAAGAAAAAUGGCGGCAAGAUUACCAACAACCACACAACUGCUGAUUACUCUGUCUUAUAUUCUGGAUCCCAAAAACAGAAAACAUUUCUCGACCUGCUUCGCUCGACGAUCGACGCAGGGAGACCUGCAGUCAGUGCGAACUUUAUCCGAGAUUGUGUGGCUAGGGAGACUUUGAUAGACGACCCGACUCCGUAUUUAUUCAAGCUUACACCCAAAAAACGUAAAAGACAGGGUUCGACCCCUCUGUCUGACGAAGAACCUCCUGAUGUUGUUGCGGAGGAGAGGCGUUUGGAAAGGAAUCGACGACAGUCAGAACGAAGGAAACUUGCACGCGAGGAAUCAACAGCCACUCCUGCCAGCCCAUCCGCAAAGCAAGGAAAAAGGAAAAAGUCGCCGACACCUAUACUCUCAGCUCCGACUUAUGACGGGCCAAGGACACCAACGCCGCCACCCUUGCACACGCAUAUUGGCUUCGGUACCAGUGGUCACAGGUAUACAGAACACGAACGGGAAUACGUCUUGCGCUAUACCAAAAUUCUUCUCGACCGUGAUCAUAUGGUAGCUAACAGCGCGAUUGGGAAGGCCAUGCAUGACAAGAUGCCUCACCACACUUUGAAAUCUUGGAAAACCUACAUAGGGACUACAAUCCGGGAUGAUAUCGAUGCUUUGCGCAAGAGAGCCAGUAUCGCCUUUCGGAAGGCUGAGAGUCAGAAGGAGUCGCAUUCACAAACACCAGCGCCGUUGAAAAGUCCGAAAUUCAAUAAUUUCGAUUCAGAGGAACUUUCAAAUGAAGUUGUGCCGAGCCCUCCGACGCCGACGGCACCACCUCAGUAUGUGGACCAAUCAAAAGAGCAAGACCUCCGUGUUGUAUCAAAUUAUUUCGCUUUUGGCGGUGGUGAUGAGGAGGGACAAGAGCCCUCGGCCAUCUGGGCUCGUCUCACCAGCCAGGUUUCAUGCCAAACUGAAGCGAAUUGGGAGGACUUUUACGAUAAACAUCACGUAGAAGUCAUGGCGCGAUACAACCAGUUGAGCGCGGAGGCUGCUCAGGAAAAUUCCGUAGGGCAGGGGCCUGAUUUCGAAGCUCCUUACGCCUAG